AUGGGGUUGCUCAAUAACUUAAAUGACCAAUUGGCCACACAGCAGUAUUCUUCAAAAGAGAGCCAUUCACAAGCGGAGGCUUUAAUGACUCAAAACGACGAAACUACACAACAGGAUGGAUACAGAAAGCAACUGGGGCAACUGGGGCAACACGAGCAACUUGGGCAACUUGGGCAACAUUUUUCCAUUUUGGGCUCUGCUUUUAACAUAGGCUCCUCUCUCGGAAACCAUAAAGAACCUCACAAUGAACAAGGACCAGAUCUAAGUAUCUUGAGCAAAAUCAAAAGUAGAUUAAUGAAGGGAGCAAUGGGAGAAAAAGAAGAAGCCAAGAUUGAUCAACAUGAGAUUGCUUUGGCUGAAACUCAAAAAAUUGACAACAACAGCACAAUCAGAGACAAUGCUCACAAUGGUACAGAUCAACAAGAUAACGACGAUGUUUUAAAUGAUGGCGUUUUCACCAAAUUCCAAGUACUUCCUCAAUUGGAAGUUGACGAAACAGAGUAUUUACAACCACUGUCUAUCGUUGAUACAAAUCCCAAUCUAGAUCCUACGCAAGUGAUUCCCAAAACAUCCAAAUCACCAAAUCUUCAAAAUUUAUUCAUAUCAGAUGAUGAAAUUGAAAAAGAAGUAAACAAUGACACUGAAAUGCUCUCAACAGAAGAAGAAAGAGCCAAGAGAAUUGCUGAACUAUCAAAUAAAAACAAACAAGAAAGAUUGCUCAAACAGAAACAAAACAUGGAAGAAUUGGAUGAGGAUCUUACGAGAGGCACACUAACAGAUGAAGAAAAUGAACUCAACGACGAAGCUAACGACACCGUGAUUUCUUCGCAUAUCAAGAGCGAUGGCUUGUCCACCAAAGAAUUGGAAAAAGCACAAGAAUUUUUGAGUAUAAAAAAGAGAAAUAUGGACAUUCAACCCGUGUUUAAAAGCGCAAAAGUGUUUACCAAGGACAAAUUUCUAGACGCAUUCUCUGAUGAUGAUGAUGAUGAUCAUAAUGAUCAUAAUGAAGAUGAUCAUGUUAAACACCAAGCUGCAAAACCACGUUCUUCACCACCCCUCUCACCACCACAAACAUCAACAAAAGACUUUUUAGACUCAAGCCCAAUUACUUCUCCGGUUCAAGAAGGAGUAGAAGAAUCCAUCAAGCAAAUGUUUCUGCUAAAACCCACCCUGAACAACCCCUUGGAAGCAUACACUAGGAAAUUGAAAGAGGAAACUAUUGGCAAGGGAAAAAGAAAUGCAUAUGGCAAUGUUAACGAUGAUGGUGAAGGGGAAGCAGUAAACGAGGCUUUAAUCACUUUAGACUCCGAUUCCGAUGAAGAUGUUGGUAGAAUUGGGAGGUCCUCAUCGCCAAUUAAAAACAGUUAUAUAUCUCAAUAUACAACGCGAGCCGCAAAGGAGCUCAAUGUUAUACCAGAACUUUCGAAGGAAAGGAAGCUCAUGAUACGCCAAAAAUUUUCCAAAAAGAGAAUGGCCAACAAUACAACCAAACAAAGACUAAAUGACACUGCUUCAGCAUCAAGGAAACAAAAUGAUUUCUUAAAACAACUUUGUAAACGAAACAUUGAUCAAUUAAGGGUCCAGAAACUUAAUGACCCUGAGCAUGCAUUGAUGGAAGAAUUCGAGAAAGAGGAGGAAACAAUGACAACUCUCUUGGAAAGAGAAAUGGAAAGGGUAAGGAAGAUUAGACAAAAGGAGAAAUUACAAGAACGCGCCAAGUUAGCACUCAUGAGCAAGGCAUUGAAUGGAGAUAAGCUGUAUAAUGAAGGUGAUGAUGAGUCAUAUCAUGGCUCUGAUGGUGAGGUGCAUAGUGAAGUAGCUGACUCAGAAGUUCCUGAUAGCGAGUAUGAUACAGACGAAGGUGAAGAAGAAGAAGAAGGAGAAGAGGGAGAAGAAAGAGAAGAAGGAGAAGAAGAAGGGGAAGAAGGAGAAGUCGAUGAUGAUAAUCUUUACUCUCAAAUAAGUUACGACCAAAAAAUUAAUCCAGAUAAUUCAAAUAUUGCUCAAGAUAAUUCCUAUGUGAGAGAUUAUGGCGCCAGCCAAGCAGGUCAAGAUAACGCAAUGCACAAACUAUUUGAAAAUCUUCCAUCCAGAGUUACCGAAGACUCGUUCAUGUCUACACAAAACGAACAGUUGUCAAAGCCUACUGGUAUAUUGCCCGAGUUCACUGACUUGACUCAAGAACACCAGGCAACUCAACUGACACAAGUUGAUACGGCCACUCAAAUAGAUAGUCUCAGUAAUGUAGCGGAAACUCAAGUGAUAAGAAAACCUCAUGAGAAAACGAUCAAAGAGGACAACAUGAGGACGGGUAAAGUGCAAAUCAGUAUGAAUGCGGCUCGGGAGGAUAAACAUAUGGCUAUUGACGCUGAUAAUGCGGAAGAACAGGGAAAAGAAGCAGAAGAAGGAGAUGGUGAUGAUGAUGAUGAUGAUGAUGAUGAUGAAGACGAUGUUAUCACGCCAGCUCAAGUCUCCCGAGGUCGGAAAGCUUUAAGAAAGAAAAUGAUUGAAAUCAACAACGACAUUGAUGAAGUUGGUAACCACUCUAAUAUUGAAAAAGAGGAAGAGGAAGAAGUGGAAAUUGACCCAGAAGUGAUGCAACAAAGAGUUAAGGAAUAUGAACAAAAGAUUCGCAGACAAGAAUUGCAAGCACGAAGGAGGAGAAAAGAGAUGGAAAGAAGGGGUAUCAAAAAUAUAGUUGAAGGAGAAGCAGAAGAGUCUGAGGAUGAGUGGAAGGGACUUGGUGGAGAUGAUGGAGAGUUUAGUGAUGUGGCCAACUCUGAAGAUGAAAAAAUGAUUGACAAUGAUUUUAACAUUGACUUGAAAAAUGAAGAGGUUAGAAGAAAGUUUAUGGAGGAUUAUCAAAUCAAAGACCAAAAGGAGUUGGAAAAACUACUUGAUGAUAUAAAGAACCACAAGUUGAUUCGAAGAGUCGGGCACAAUGGAUUAGACAUUGAAUUGAGUGAUGAAGAGGACCAACUUUUAGCCGCGUAUAGAAGACAGAAACUUCAAGAACAACAGCAGCGUCUUUUACAGAAUAAAAAACUACAAGCAUUGAGCAAGGAUGAAAAAUCCAAAGCAUUCUUUGCCACUAUCCAGGAUAAAAAUGAGCUGAUUAAAAUCGAUAGUGAUAGUGAAAACGAGGUUGAUAAACAAGAAAUAGUUUCGAAUCCAUUCAAUAAUGAGGAAACGAAAAACAAAAAAGUUCACGAUAAAGAGAAAAUUAGUAAUAGCGAAAAUGAUGAUGAAAAAGAGCAGGACUCACUUGAAAAGGUGGAACCAAUUAGGAAAACUAUAAAGAUUGAAGAAUCAUUUGUUCAAAAACAGUUGUCUUUUCUUCACAAUAGCAUCUACGAUGACGAAGAAACAAGAUACCAAAAGUUACAGAAAAUGUCAAACUUUCAGCAUGGUUUAUCUGAUAACGAUGAUGAUGUUGCUGAUUUGAAUGAGUUGAAAUCACGAUGCUCAAUCAAUCUUGGUCACAAGCAGCCACAAAAAGAAUCACGUAAACGAAGUUUAGAUCAGACUGAAACUGAUGUAGACGAUGACGAAGAAGAUACACAAAAAGAUCAAGAACCAGAUAGUGCUCAUACUGCUGUCCAUAAUUACGAGAAGAACUACGUCAAUAAUAGAACUAAUGAUGAUGGUCAAGAAGAAGAAGAAGAAGAAGAAGAUGAUGAUGAUGGAGAAUUCAUGCCUGUUUUCAAAAAGCCAUCGCUCGUUAAAUCAUUCGUGUCCUUCCAGGAACAACAAGGUAUACUGAUCAAAGAUGGUAAACAACACUUUUCAGGAGUUACAAUCAGCAAACAGUACAAAGUUGUCUCAGGUUCAAAAGCUUCAAUUACCUAUAUGUCUAGAAAUAGCAGCAGCAAUAAGAGACAAAACACUGAAAUCAAGAAUAGCAAGCAGCGUCAAAUUGAGAAAAAUCUCAACAACUUUAAGAGAAAAUCAACAUCUUCGCUGUUAUUUUCCAAUUCAGGUUUUUAA
Messenger RNA from Lodderomyces elongisporus, 3987 nucleotides. RefSeq names its product chromatin-modulating protein (gene GIN1). Gene Ontology annotation, molecular function: anaphase-promoting complex binding. Gene Ontology annotation, biological process: mitotic G2 DNA damage checkpoint signaling; mitotic DNA replication checkpoint signaling; activation of protein kinase activity. The record is from RefSeq and is a predicted model, not a curated record. The transcript has a single exon. NCBI's taxonomy places the organism in Eukaryota, Fungi, Ascomycota, Pichiomycetes, Serinales, Debaryomycetaceae. The coding region runs from base 1 to 3987 and encodes 1328 amino acids.